UCCUAGGACACAUGUGCACUUACUCUGUCGUCCCUGCCGCUGUUGCUGAGACGGCCCCUGCUGCUGAGACCGCUGUGGUGGCCUCAGCAAAGGCUCCUCAAGGUAGGGGACGUCGGGCCCGAGGGGGGCGUGGUGGCGGGAGGGGUGGUGGGGGUGGCGGAGGUGGCGGAGGUGGCAGCGGUGGUGGAGGGGAAGGUAGUGUAGACGAGGGGGGGGGGGCUGAUGCCCCAUUGCCGCAUGACCAGAAACGGCCCUUCGAAGUCAUCACCGAUGCAAGUGACAUCGCCAUCAGAGCAGUGCGCAUGCAAGAUUUCGGCAAUGGGCUUCAACCAAUCGCGCACGAGUCUCGCAGAAUGCAAUCUGCCGAGCGCAGCUACCCGAUACACGACAAGGAGAUGCUAGCGAUUGUCCACACGUUCAAAAUCUGGAGGUGCUACCUGACUGGAGCAAAUGUGACGGUGCAAACCGAUCAUAAAUCUCUACUCGGGACGGAUCGAAUUUGGGUCCCAAGUUAUCAUCUACUUCGCGAAUUACUAAUUCAAGAAGUCCACGAUUCGAAUUUAUCGGGACAUUUCGGGGUUGAUAAAACUCUGAAGGCGCUGCAGCGGUUUUAUUACUGGCCAGAUAUGGUGACGGACGUGCAGCGUUACGUGGUCGCGUGUCCGAUCUGCCAGCGAAUGAAAUCAUCAAAUCAGCGACCGACAGGACUAUUGCAGCCCCUCGAGCCACCUCAAUGCCCAUGGCAACACGUGACGAUGGAUUUCGUCACGGGUCUACCGGCCGGAUCCAGUGGAAACGACGCAGUCUUUGUUGUCGUCGACCGAUUGACGAAAAUGGCGCAUUUCGCACCAUGUAGUACAACCAUCACAGCCGAAGAAACCGCGCGACUGUUCAUCUCGACCAUUGUUCGCCUACACGGGAUACCAGCAGCAAUCAUUAGCGAUCAAGACCCGAAGUUCACGUCGAAAUUUUGGCAGGACACGUGGGCUCGGUACGGCACGGGCCUACAGUUCUCAUCCGCUUAUCAUCCCCAAACGGACUGUCAGAUAGAGAGGACAAACCAAACGAUGGAGCAGCUGAUUCGGACAAACUGCCCCAACCGAAACAAAUGGGAGGACGCGCUUCCCCUGUUGAAAUUUUGCUACAACAACGUGCCCUCAGCCACGACUAAUCACUCCCCGUUUUACCUCAAUUACGGGAUGGACCCCACAGUACCUAUCUCUACCAAUGUUGAGAGUCAAGUACCACGGUCGCAGCAGUUUGUGGAAGAAUUACAGACUGCCCGAAAGGAAGCUGUCAAAAUUGUUCGCAAGGCGAACGCUACUGCCAGUUGUUAUGCGGAUUCACAUCGACGUGAUAUUACAAAGGCAGUGGGGAAAAUAGUCCUAUUGGACACCAAGAAUUUACGACUGCCACUACCGACGAAGUUACGACCACAAUUCCGUGGCCCAUUCACGAUUAUGAAGAUGUGAGGACAACACGUGGGUGCUCUCGGAC
This is a messenger RNA of Closterium sp. NIES-67, 1497 nucleotides long. NCBI's taxonomy places the organism in Eukaryota, Viridiplantae, Streptophyta, Zygnematophyceae, Desmidiales, Closteriaceae. The record is from the annotation of a GenBank genome assembly.